Aspergillus sclerotioniger CBS 115572 is the source of this 1163-nucleotide messenger RNA. RefSeq lists its product as uncharacterized. The transcript has 2 exons. NCBI's taxonomy places the organism in Eukaryota, Fungi, Ascomycota, Eurotiomycetes, Eurotiales, Aspergillaceae. The record is from RefSeq and is a predicted model, not a curated record. The annotation marks the transcript as partial.
CGUGUAAUCAAUCUACGGAGUACUAUGUAGUAUAUCCGAUGCCGGCUAAUUGUUGGCACAAUCAGGGGCCGAUUGAAGGCAUUGGCCAACGCAUGGAUCAGCGCUUGGCAUCACCUUCACCACGUUUUGUCUCAUAUUGGCUACCUAGGGGGGUCAUAUGAAUAAUGAACAUCAUUUUCAAUCAGACCAUCCAGGUUGACAAGCACAUCGAGAAGGGCUAUCUAUCGGGUCGGGCGCGACAAAUAGUGGAGAGUUAGCUCACUUGUCUGGAUCCUCCGUGCCCGCUAUGCUCUCCCAACCGUCCAAACAACUGGCCGCUCCUUACCCACCGGCCCAUGGCUCUGGAACCGCAAGGAGCCAGAAACCAGCACCACCCAUUUCUCAGCCCCCCAACGCCAACGACCAGACCUCUACCGGCAGCUUUCAACCCGGCUAUGACCACCAUGGUCGUGAGGUGUCUCAACCCCCCAGCUCACUCAGUGUUACUGGAGAGAAGCAGCAGCAGCACCACCACCACCUGUCCUUCGAUGUUCCCCGCCUAGAUCGGGUGAAGUCCAAAUCACGUCAGAAGCACAAACACAAGUACAGUAAAUCUAGUGACAAGCGUCUUCCACGAAGGAUGAAUAAUAUCGCCUCAUCUGCUGGCGCCAGAGGCCUUUUGCCAACAUGGUCCGGCAGUAAAGAAAAGGACAACGACGGAGAUGAUGGUUUACUUAGACCGAUAACGCAAGAGACAACCUGGUCACGCUGGGGCUCGGAGUCGACGGCGGCCUUGAGCUCUGGGAGCAGAAAGGGCAGUUUGUUUGAUGGUAUCGACCAGGGCAACAAGCUCGGCCCGAUUAAACGUCAUGAAAUCAGGUCGAUGGAAGACCUGGAACAGGUGAGGAGUAAACGGAAGCAGGGGGAGGAAUUUUUACGGUCUGCCCUGUCACUGAUCGGGACCCUCGCAACGGAUAUCACCCGUAGACUGGAUUACACGUACUAUAACCUGCUGGAGAAGCUUGCCGCCUUGAACUCGACCAUUGCCUCUUUCCAAGAGCUCUCUAAUUCCACUACCGCCCUCUUUGACGACUUCCAGCGAGAAACAUCGGGCUUGGACCAAGAAAUACGGAAGCAGGUGGGAGAACUCAAGGAGUUUCAGCCCCAGUUGGAGAGAAUCAAGG